GCGCUGCUCAGCUGCCUGCGGGCGGGAAUCGGCUCUUCCUCUCGCGGGAUCCGGGUCCCGCCUCGACGCCCGCUCUGUCCUGACGCCCCGCCGACGGGGGUCGCCAUGGUUCACUUCUUGCACCCGGGCCUCUCGCCGCGGAACAUUGUCCCUCCGGACGCCCAGAAGGAUGCGCUGGGUUGGUGCGUGGUGCAGGAGGAGGCAUCUCCCUACUCUUUGGUUAACAUCUGCCUGAACGUCCUCAUUGCUAACCUAGAGAAAUUGUGUUCUGAAAGAUCUGAUGGAACCUUGUGCCUUCCAGAGCAUUGGAGCUUCCCUCAAGAAGUAGCUGAUCGAUUCCUUGGGGUAAUGACAUGGCAAGGGAAGCUGACUGAUAGAACAGCAAGCAUUUUCCAAGGCAACCAAAUGAAACUGAAGCUGGUCAAUAUUCAAAAAGCUAAAAUCUCGACAGCUGCAUUCACAAAAGCCUUCUGCCAUCACAAAGUCAUUGAGCUAGAUGCUACUGCAGUGCACACUGACCUCCCAAUUUCAGACAUCCUAAGCGGACUCUGCAGCAAUAGUUGGAUCCAGCAAAACCUUCGGUGUCUCCUGUUGGACUCGACAAGUAUCCCUCAAGAUUCAAGACUCCUAUUUGGUCAGCUCACUGGUCUUCGCGUUUUAAGUGUUUUCAAUGUUUGUUUUCAUAGUGAAGACCUGGCUAAUGUUUCUCAGUUACCAAAACUGGAAAGCUUGGAUAUCUCCAAUACUCUGGUGACUAACAUUUCUGCACUCCUUACCUGUAAGGAUCGACUCAAAUCUCUGACUAUGCACUAUCUGAAAUGCCUGACUAUGACCAAACCACAAAUUCUUGCAGUUAUUAGAGAACUUAAAUGUCUGCUUCACCUUGAUAUUUCUGAUCACAGGCAACUCAAAUCAGAUCUAGCUUUUCAUUUGCUGCAGCAAAAGGAUAUUCUGCCUAAUAUUGUGUCGCUGGAUAUUUCGGGGGGCAAUUACAUCACUGAUGGAGCUGUAGAACUGUUUAUACAACAACGGCCUGCAAUGCAGUUUGUGGGACUAUUGGCUACGGAUGCUGGUUAUUCUGACUUCUUUACUGCAAAGCAAGGCUUGAGGGUUGCUGGAGGAGCCAAUGUGACUCAGAUUUCAGAAGCACUGAGCCGAUACAGGAAUAGGUCAUGUUUUAUGAAGGAAGCUCUCUAUAGGCUCUUCACAGAGACAUUUUCAAUGCAGGUAACCAUGCCUGCUAUUUUAAAGCUUGUGGCUGUAGGAAUGAGGAAUCAUCCAUUGGAUUUGCCAGUGCAGUUCACAGCCAGUGCUUGCGCCCUCAACUUAACACGCCAGGGCCUGGCCAGGGGAAUGCCUGUUCGUCUGUUGUCAGAGGUCACCUGUCUGCUUUUCAAGGCUCUGAAAAAUUUCCCCCAUUACCAGCAGUUACAGAAGAAUUGUCUUCUCUCCUUAACUAAUUCCAGGAUUCUUGUGGAUGUUCCAUUUGACAGGUUUGAUGCUGCCAAGUUUGUUAUGAGAUGGCUCUGUAAGCACGAGAACCCGAAGAUGCAAACAAUGGCAGUGAGCAUCACCUCUAUCCUAGCCUUGCAGCUCUCACCUGAGCAAACUGCACAACUUAAGGAAGAGCUCUUCAUGGCAGUUAAGGAACUUCUAGCAAUAGUAAAACAAAAGACUACUGAGAAUUUAGAUGAUGUCACCCUCUUGUUUACUUUGAAAGCACUUUGGAAUCUUACAGAUGAGUCUCCAGCUGCCUGCAAUCACUUUAUGGAAAAUCAAGGAUUGGCGAUCUUUAUCCAAGUCUUGGAGACUUUUUCAGAGUCAGCAAUUCAGAGCAAAGUACUUGGUCUUUGGGCAUUUUAUCAUCUCAUCACAAGCAGAAGAAGGAACAACAUAGCUGAAGUUAGAGAACUCUCUUCCAAGCUGGUGACCGAAGAUGUGGUGAAACAUAUUAGCAACUUGCUCCACAGCAAAGAAAUGGAAGUCAGCUAUUUUGCUGCAGGCAUCAUAGCCCACCUGACAUCUGACAAACAGCCCUGGAUGUCCCAUGACCUUCAGAGGAGUGCUCUUCUCCAGGAUCUGUAUGCAACCAUCCAGAAUUGGCCCAGUUCAAGUUGUAAGAUGACAGCAUUGGUGACCUACAGAUCCUUCAAGGCAUUUUUCCCACUCCUUAGCAACUUCUCUCAACCAGCAGUUCAGCUCUGGGCACUAUGGGCAAUGUAUCAUGUCUGCAGUAAAAACCCCAGCAAAUACUGCAAAAUGUUAGUUGAAGAAGAAGGAUUGCAGCUUUUGUGUGACAUCCAGGAGCACAGUGAGGCAGACCCUCACGCACAGCAGAUUGCAGCCUCUAUUCUAGAGGACUUCAGAAUGCAUUUUAUGAAUUAUCAGAGACCGCAUCUGUGUUGAAUGCCCUUCAUAACCUCUGGGGCUUCAGACGUGCUCUCUGAUCCUCAGUGUCAGGACCUCUGCCUUGCCAGUUGUCACUGGAGUUUGUGAGUUGGCUGCCUCACUGGCUUUUUAUUAUUGAUUUUCUAUAGGCUACAAAAAGGUUGGAUUUGAAUGAUAGCCAUAAUCCCAAGUAAAGUUGGAAUCAUUCUGGGAACACCCUUUCAACAGUUUUGAAAAGUCAAGCCUCGGACCGUGUGGGAAGACCUGUGAGCUUGUGUUGCAACAGCCCUGCCAGAUCCUUUUCCUAACCCUGGACAGUUUCUUAACUCUGGGAGUUUGUCUCUGGGAGUUUGUCAGAGGAAGGAGGAAAGAAAAAUGUGCAGGAAGAUCUUGAGGUUUAUGUUAACUUUUCAUGUUUGAAAGAAUAUCUUGAGUUGUUAUUCGUACUUACGUGAGGCUACUAGAAAUGUACGUGAAAAAGUUCUGGGAAAUACAUGCUUAUAAAUAUGUUGUUUAGAAGGCAGAAUCUCCUUUGGAGGGGAGGAGAAAGAGGUUAAAAAGAAUUUUUUAAAAUAAACACCCAAGUAUCUUCCACUUGUGGGGUACAGGGAAGAAAAAUAACUUUUUUUUUUUUUUUUUUUUUUUUACCAUUUGGGAUAUUCUGCCUUUGGCCUUUUUCUUCCACCUUUACACAUUAGGCUGAGUGAACACAUUCUGUGUAAGUAGGUAUGGUGGUAAAAAACAGUAGGAUUUAGGACUAUGAGUAGAGUGUUUAGAUGAAGAUUAUCUAGGAACUAAAUAUUGAUCCUGUAAGGUUUUGAUUUUAGUAGGAUUAUGACCAAGAGGAAGAAGAAGCUAGCAAAAAGACUUUGCUGUAGGUUUUAAGAAUGCUCUUACUUGGGGCAGCCUGGGUGGCUCAGCGGUUUAGCGCUGCCUUCGGUCCGGGGCGUGAUCCUGGAGUCCUGGGAUCAAGUACCAUGUCGGGCUCCCUGCAUGGAGCCUGCUUCCCCCUAUGCCUGUGUCUCUGCCUCUCUUUCUCUCUGUGUCUCUCAUGAAUAAAUAAAUAAAAUCUUAAAAAGAAAAAAAAAAAGAAUGCUCUUACUUAACAUGGAGGCAAGAAAAAUAGAGGCUUUUGAGAACCAGUUUCAACUGCAGUAUAAACUACCAGAAGCUUCUGUUUGUGUCCUGUGGGACAGAGUAUGAAUUCCUUCCUUGUUACUGACAGCUAACGAAAUGUGUUUCACCAUUCAUCUGCUUAAGUUUUCCAAAGAACAAAAGUAAAUUCCUUUUUGGUUAGUAGCAUAUUUUCAUAUUAGAUAUUUGUACUUUUAUCUGGCCAGACUCUUAACUAGAGUACUAUAUAACAUCUUUUGGAAUCAAAUGAGGCUUAUCCUUACUCUGAAUCAUAUUCCAAAUGAUUGUUCAUCAGUGUCCCACUGAAUAAGGGGAAAUUGUAAACUGUUUCGUUCUUUUUUUUUUUUUUUUUAAGAUUUUAUCUAUUUAUUCAUGAGAGACACACACAUGCACACACACACAC
Messenger RNA from Canis lupus familiaris (dog), 3925 nucleotides. RefSeq names its product zyg-11 family member A, cell cycle regulator (gene ZYG11A). The record is from RefSeq and is a predicted model, not a curated record. Bases 106 to 2406 code for a protein of 766 amino acids. The transcript is spliced from 15 exons. Gene Ontology annotation, cellular component: Cul2-RING ubiquitin ligase complex. Lineage: Eukaryota; Metazoa; Chordata; Mammalia; Carnivora; Canidae.